CUUCAACAUCAUCUCGAUGUUUUGGCGGUCUGAGAUGCAUCUCCGUCUAUCGGCUGCUGCACGCGCUAACGCGCGCUUUUUGCAAGUCAAUAAACGUAUAAAUAUGACAAGGCAACGUUCUUCGCAGCAUUUUAACUGAACCCUAUUGUUGUGGCAACAGGACGAUAUCGGUAAUCUAUAUAAAGGAGUUUUUACUCAAACUUUUUUCAUUCAGUGCUUGUAUAACAACCGAGAUAAACUGCAAACCAAUAUUUGGAGAGGUUCCUUUAUUUUUACUUUUGAAAAACCUUUCACUAGGAAAGUGUAAUGUUGAAGUGGUUUAACUAUCAGUAGAUAGUUAAUUUUUUUUUAAGAAGAAAUUUCGGGGAAUUAUUUCUGAAAAUGUUUUCAGUGAUAGCUUCAUCUGCUCGGGUAUCGUCUCCGUCUCCAUCAUGCAACAAAUCAGGACAUCACCACCAGACCCAUCAGAUGAACACAGAGAUGGAGCAUAGUUGUGAGGUUAGCACUGCCAAGAACAUUCAGGAUAAGGAAAGGGAGACAUUCUUGUCAUAUGGAAUCUUCAAUAUGGUAGCAGGAAAAAGGACUGCAGAAUUGCUUCAUAAACAACAUAAACAUGAACAACAUCGUCAAUCUCAUUCGGAUGUAUGUGGAUUCACGGAUUUAUUUCACCAUGUCAAACAAUCAAACGAAUCCACUCCCAACCCUUCUCCAAAAGCACGACAUCAACGUCCAACGCAUGCGCACACCAUUGAUCUGUCAGAGCAUGUGAAUGCCUACAAGUCACAUGGUCACCAUCAGAAAAGUUCCAAAUGUGAUCUCUCCAAGCCCCAAGACGUGCAAAAACACAAGAAAUCCGAGGACCUUCAAUCAAGUAGUUCAAUGGAUUCCAUCUUGUAUAAAUCCGCUGUGAGCUGUCAUAAGCCGCUUAAGUGAUCUUUGAUCAGUUGUUUAUUUGGAACACUGCAGAGACAGGUGUUGGAGCUUCAAAACAAUGUGCUUUACCGAUAUAUUAAUGUUGUUUAAAGGAUCAGAAAAAAAGAUUUUCCAGUACAUUGUACUCGUGGUUGCUUUACAGAUCCACUUCUUGCACAUGACGUCUGCAAUCCCUCCUUUAAAGCAGAAGUACAAAAGGACUUGGAACUCCAGAAAACAUUGAACGAAGUUACAAUAACUUAAAGAAUCAUAUCAUUGUGUAUACCAUCUCUCUUGUUUGUGAAUACUAGUAUAUAUUUCUACUUUUAUGCUGAAAUCAUAUAAAUAUCAUUUAGUAUAUAAUUUUUUUUAUCAUAAUUUCAUUAUCUUUCUUAACCAUUCAUUCCCCAAGACGGCUAAAUUUCAACAUAAAUGCUCUUCAUAUAAGCUUUAAGCUUUAAAAAUGAAUUGUAAGUAAAUUAUGUAAUGAAAAAUUGUCCAUCACAUUUUUCAUCUAUUGUGGCCAGUGCGAAUAAAAAAAAGUUAUAAAUAUUGUAAAUCAUUGUAAAUUUGCAUUAACAAAAAAUGUCUUUGUAAUAUGU
Messenger RNA from Saccostrea echinata, 1514 nucleotides. RefSeq lists its product as uncharacterized. Bases 382 to 933 code for a protein of 183 amino acids. The transcript is spliced from 3 exons. Lineage: Eukaryota; Metazoa; Mollusca; Bivalvia; Ostreida; Ostreidae. The record is from RefSeq and is a predicted model, not a curated record.